GUUUACCAUCUGCAAGGUGUAACUAGUUGCUCUAUAUUAUUAUAAUUGGUAAUAGUAGUAGUUCUGAAAAUCCGAUUAGGAGAAAAAACAGUUAGAACUAAGAAGACUGACUCAACGAUAUUCUUUGAUAUCCUCGAAAGCAAAUCACUUUUAUGAAAUCAAGAACGAACCGUCUUGCAGAAUCUCUUAAAUCCCUCAGAAUCCGACAAUGGGAAUUGGGUCGUUGAAAAGCCGCACAAGGCUGAUGGUGAUGGUAGUUUUAAUGGCUCUGCAGAAGGGAGCUUAUGGGAUCAGAUUUGUGAUAGAUAGAGAGGAAUGUUUAACACAUAAUGUUGAAUACGAUGGAGAUACAGUUCAUGUUUCUUUUGUUGUGAUCAAAGCUGAUUCCCCUUGGCAAUAUGGCGAAGAAGGUGUUGAUUUUGUGAUUAAGGGUCCAAUUGGCGAACAAAUUCAAGAUUUCCUUGACAAGACCAGUGAGAAGUUUGAGUUCACGGCUCAAAGAAAAGGCCUUUAUCGCUUUUGCUUUACAAACAAGUCACCGUAUCACGAAACCAUAGAUUUUGAUGUGCAUGUUGGCCAUUUUUCAUAUUACGAUCAGCAUGCAAAGGAUGAGCAUUUCAAUCCUUUGCUUGAGCAAAUCUCAAAGCUGGAGGAAGCUUUGUACAAUAUACAGUUCGAACAACAUUGGCUUGAGGCACAGACUGAUCGUCAGGCAUUAGUGAAUGAGAAUAUGAGCAAAAGAGCAAUCCACAAGGCAUUGUUUGAAUCUGCUGCACUAAUCGGGGCCAGUGUUCUUCAAGUUUUCCUCCUGAAGCGCCUCUUCGACCGGAAGCUUGGAACAUCCAGAGUCUAAUAUUUCUUUUCUUUUUUUUAUUUUUUAUUUUUUUAUGUAUGUACUUUUCAUUCUAUUCAUUAAUUGAAAC
Oldenlandia corymbosa var. corymbosa is the source of this 923-nucleotide messenger RNA. NCBI's taxonomy places the organism in Eukaryota, Viridiplantae, Streptophyta, Magnoliopsida, Gentianales, Rubiaceae. The record is from the annotation of a GenBank genome assembly.